Messenger RNA from Tetrahymena thermophila SB210, 300 nucleotides. RefSeq lists its product as hypothetical. NCBI's taxonomy places the organism in Eukaryota, Ciliophora, Oligohymenophorea, Hymenostomatida, Tetrahymenidae. The transcript has 3 exons. The record is from RefSeq and is a predicted model, not a curated record.
AUGGCUUAAAAACCUAUUAAAAAGAAGUAAAUAGCAAAACCUAAGCAAGUCAAAGGAGGAAAACAACAAUAACAAGGCUUCAGAAAAGCUUAACCCGUUGCUCCAAACACCCAAAAGCUUACCGUUAAGGAAUAGAAAAAGAGAUAAGGUACUCACAAAGUCAAGAGCAUGAUCAGAUAGGCUAAUGAAGAUAGAUUUAUUAACAGACUUCUUGAGAAGCAAGAAAGAUUACAUAUUUUAAAAUCUUCAGAUGUUCUCUAAAAAGAAUAAAAACAAAAAAAGAAAGAAGAAGGCAAAUGA